Molecule: messenger RNA, 1515 nt
Organism: Rotaria sp. Silwood2
Lineage: Eukaryota; Metazoa; Rotifera; Eurotatoria; Philodinida; Philodinidae
Source: the annotation of a GenBank genome assembly
AUGGGUGGAGUACCUCUUGUCACGACUGCUUCAGGCAAUGUUAAUACUGUUCUAAAUGAAACCCAAGUAAGUACAGUUAAUUCAUUUAAUAUAAAGAUCUAUGCUGACUUCAACUUGGAAGAUGAACUACCACAGAAUGUUGAACAAGCAAUAGCUUUUUUUCGAAAACUUCCUCAAUAUACGAAGAACAUUCAGGCUAAACCAAUUGAAUACAUUCUUUAUCCGCUUGAUAUGAUUAAAUAUCGACUUGGUGCUACAUCAGUCGAUAAUCUAACAAUUCGAGAUAUCACAGAAGUGAUCAUGGUAAAAAUGCAUCAUAAUGCCGAUCAGUUACUGAAACUAAAACGUCAGUAUAAUCAGUAUUAUGAAACAUAUUUAAGCGUAAAAGCCUGUAUUUCAAAAGUAAGCCGUGCAAAAAUAGAAAACAAGAAACUAGCAAUUUCGAUAUGUGAAUUCGCGUAUCGUAAGAAAUUAGCAGAUCUAUUAUUAGAACUUCGUGUAAAUAAUUUGAAUGAAAUGGAAUUUCUUCAACAAAGCUUGUUGGAUGAAGUCGUAAAUUCAUACGAACAAAGCUAUGUAUUAAAAGACAAAAUUAAUAUGCUCAGUUUAGCAUUGAAUCGUGGUUGUUAUUUAAUCGAUGAAUAUUCAACUCCUCAUUUAUUACCAAAUCAGUACGGUCAAGAUCAAAAACAUUUAUUUCUUUUGUACAUGAAUGAGCAAUUAAUAGAAACGAAAGCUGAACAAUGGAACAUCAUUCAACCAAAAUUCUUUGAUUUGAUGGAUCGUUUCAAAACAGAAGCGUUCUUCUUCAUAAUCAAUUAUGAUUUACAUUCUCAACUAAUUUCACGUUCAUCUGAUUUUCUUUUGGAACAUUACUAUGGUAUAAAAUUGAUAAAGGAUGCAAGUAUACUUGGAACAGAUCCAUUGAAUAAACAGUAUUGUGAAACUUGUGGUGCGGAAGAUUAUGAAGAACGUUUCAUAGUGUUGUCAGAAAGUAAUAGAGUAUGGCUCAAUCGAUCUAGACCAGAACGUUUACAAAAAUUAAAUAUAAAAAUAAACGAAAAUGGAAAAGUAAUAAUGCUAUAUGAACGAAAUACAUCAAGUUUGGACGCGCUUUGUCAAUAUGAAACGUUAUCAGCUGGUAAUCAUCUGCAAUACUCUACUGGUAAACAUCAUAUAGAAUUUCAGAUUGUUGAUUUAUAUAGAGCAGUUGAGUUUUCCUUAAGUACAAGUAGCAUGAACAAUGUAACAUUUGAUAUUUGGUUCGGUGCACCACUUUCAGGAAUUCUCUCCACACCAACGCAAAAAGGCGAUAUUUAUGAAUUAGUUAUUGAUUGUAAUGAAAUAAAUGUUCAGUUAAUCAAUCAAAGAACUGCGUCUACAAAAAGGUUGAAUAUUGAUAUUAGCAAACAUCCAUUUCCUUGGAAAUAUCGAUUUUGUCAAGAUGCAAGUUACUUACAGGCUUGCUUACCAAUAACAAUACGCAUUAAAAACACAAAACAUUUUUGCGAAUGA